GUGUGAGUUACACACCCACUUGCAACAAGGAGGGCCAAAUUCUAUUUCCAGUGAAUUUUCACAUAUAUAAACGGUUGUUACUCCUUUUAUACUCAACAAUAGCGUGCCGACGAAGUUUAUGAAAUACACCCGCCAAAUAACCCCUCGUCCCUAAUCUUCAAAUUCCAGAACCCUAAUUCCAACUCAAACCCUAACUUUGCUUGUUUAUCUCAAUGAAUAUCAUAUUGUAAACAAUUCAUUGAAUUAUUUAAUGGAGGAUUCUCAGCCUGAUUCGAAGAUUUUCAGUGUUCGAAUCGUAUCGAUUGAUUACUACAUGUCUCCACCGAUUCAGGGCCUUGAUUUCUGUUACAGUCGCUUUCAAGGUGGGAAGGUGAAUGAGGUUCCUGUGAUUAGAGUAUACGGGUCGACACCAGCUGGUCAGAAGACCUGUUUGCAUAUUCAUCGAGCUUUACCAUAUCUGUAUGUUCCUUGCUCGGAUAUUGUUCAGCAACCAGACCAGGAAGGUGAUGCUUGUGUGCAAGUGAUAUGUAAUGCCCUUGAGAAGGCACUGAAGCUUAAAGGUAGUGCUGGUUCAAAACGUCAGCAUGUGCAUGGCUGCAGUCUUGUCCAUGCAAGAAGGUUUUAUGGUUAUGAUGAAUCUGAGCAACUAUUUGCGAAGCUUUAUCUAUACCAUCCACAGGAUGUUUCGCGGGCAUCAAAACUUCUUUUGGGUGGUUCAGUUCUCGAGAAGAGUUUGCAGCCCCACGAAUCACAUAUUCCAUUUCUUCUCCAGUUCCUGGUUGAUUAUAAUUUGCAUGGAAUGGGGCACCUACAUGUAUCAAAGAUGAAGUUCCGCCAUCCAGUACCACAUGUUUUUACCAAGAAGAAGUUGACUUAUGAUGGGCAACAUAAACAGCAGAUGGAUAACUCUUUUAUGGCUACUAACUCUAAGGCAGAUUCAAGUGGUGACGCUUGUCUAGAGUCACCAAUCUGGCUUUCAUCCGUCAUUCCCGAUACUUGGAUGUGGCAUUUCCCGAGUCAAGAUCUGGAGGAUAGCCUUGCUAAACGUCAGAGUGUCUGUGAACUUGAAGGAGAUGCUGCUAUUGAUGAUAUUCUUAAUCAGCAAUAUAAGUUGUACUCAUCCCUGUCACAAACCCUUUCUGAUGUUCGAAUGGUCCAGUCACUCAUACCAAUUUGGGAGGAAUUUGAGAGAACUGGAAUGCAUACGGAAACCAUAUCGUCUGAUCCCGAAAAACCGAGCCCGCAGAAUGGUUUGAGUGCAUUAUCGAAUAAAAUCGAGUUUGAAAACAAGCUAUCGGAAUUGUGUGAUGCAGGAAAUUCCUUACCUUGUACUCCUGUCAAUAAUGAUCAAAUGUUAUCACAAUCUGUAAGAUCUUCAAGUGAUGGCAAAGACGUGAUUGAAAGUAGCAAACAUGUACAGUCAUUAAACAAAAUGGAUAUUGUGUCAUCACAGUGCCGCUAUAGCGCAGAAGAUCCUGAAGCUUUGAGACUUCUGAAUUGGCUAGCAUCUUCUCAGGCUGCAGAAGAUAUAAACUCCGAUGAUGAACUUAGACGGGAAACCAUUUUAAGCCCGUUAAUGCCCGCAACAACAAUUGACGAGGUACUGGAAAAAGCUGAUAUGGACUUUAUAAGUGCAUCCCAACAAGAAUGUCAAGACAUCCUUGAUUCUGUUCAAGAUGUAACUGAUGUAGAAUGUAAAACUAAAAGUGAAACCGAAACCUCUGCUACAGCUCUUGAUUGUAAUUAUUAUUCUCCUCAAUUAUCAUCCAAGGAAGAGAUCCCUCAAGUGGAUAGUAAAAAACCUAUUUAUCAUACUAAAAAGACACCUAAGACAGAGAAGAGCAAAGGAAAACGUCCGCUUUGGGGGUCUUUGCCUUUGUGUUCAACUGAAAAUGCAAAUGAUGGCCAGUCAGCGGAUGCGAAAGUUGGUAGAUGUGACAGUGAAAUAAGUAUUGGUACAGUAACUGGUGCAGGAAGUACAAUCGUUGGAUGCUCUGUUCGGGAUCUGAUGAGGAGAAAACGUUACCAUCGAGUCGAGCCUUCGAAAGUCGAAAUUCAUCAUGAUGUAAAGGCUGCACCAGACAAAGAAUCUAACGAAAGUAUGGACUUGACGUAUGAAGUCCCUGCAGUUGGAACAUCUUCAACGCUUACCCCUGGUUCAGAUGUGAAUAAGGCUGAAGAAAAAGUUGAGGAUAAAGACGUUGACGAGUGUGCCCCUUUCGUUGACGGGGACAAUCAAGAAGCUAUACACACUGGGUCUAAACCAGACGACUCCAUUUCUCAUCAAGAACAAUCCAUGGGUACUCCUACGCAUUACCGUGAUGAUGGUUCCUGUUUCUACAUGUUGACUCCUUCCUUUUUACCUCCAUCAACAGAUGAGGUUAAUAAAUGGCUAUUUCAUAAUGAGACUGAUGUCUUGAAAGAAAAUGUAAACGCGUUAACAGAAGAAUCUUUAUCGCCGAAGGGCUCUAUUGGCCAUGGUGUGGAUUCACAAAAUGUUUCUGCUGGCAUGCGUAAUGAGCCUCCUGUGGACCCCACCUCAGUGUCUACCAUUAAAACUAGUUUGGAUCAUGCAAAAACACCAGAUGUCUCUCAGUUAUCAGGCCCUGAAUGCAAAAAGCUUACGCCUUUGAGUCAGGCAGGCUUUAGGGAUCCUGCAAGCAUCGGUGCAGGACAGCAGCUGACUAUGUUUAGUAUCGAGGUGCAAGCAGAAUCUAGGGGAGACUUGAGACCAGACCCCCGAUUCGAUGCCAUCAAUUUCAUAGUAGUUGUUAUCGAGGAAGAUGAUGAGCUUGCAAUCAGUAGUUAUGUUCUCUUGCGUAGUGAGAUGACAGCUGUUAGAAGAAAUAUGGACGGUAUAAGUGGUUGCACGUUUAUACUUUGCAGCCAAGAGAAGCAGCUGUUCAAUGAGUUCAUGAAAAUCAUGAGUAUUUACGAUCCAGAUAUACUAAUGGGCUGGGAUAUCCAAGGCGGUUCAGUUGGUUUCUUAGCUGAACGAGCUGCAUUUUUGGGAAUCGGAUUGCUUAACAAAAUAUCUCGAACACCAUCACAACCAGUUUCAAAUGCAGAAGUUUCAGAUAUUCCAGAUGAAGUAAUGACGGGUGAUGUGCUCCCUGAAGCGUGUAAUUCUCAAACCGAUAUGCUAAACGAGGCAAUCAUUGAGGAUGAGUGGGGCCGAACCCAUGCAAGUGGGGUCCAUGUCGGUGGUAGAAUCGUCCUUAACGUUUGGCGUCUGGUUCGCAGUGAAGUUAAGCUUAAUAUAUACACAGCUGAAGCAGUGGCAGAAGCGGUUCUUAGACGAAAAAUUCCUUUUAUUCAUUGCAGAACGUUGACAAAGUGGUUUGCUAGUGGUCCUGGGAAAGCAAGAUAUAGAUGUAUAGAAUAUAUUAUUGAGAGGGCAAAAUUGAACUUUCAAGUGAUGAAUCAACUCGAUAUGAUAAACAGGACAUCAGAGCUUGCGCGUGUGUUUGGUAUCGAUUUCUUUUCUGUUCUUUCAAGAGGUUCCCAGUACCGUGUUGAAUCUAUGUUAGUGCGAUUGGCACACACACAGAAUUAUCUUGCGAUUUCUCCUGGAAGCCAACAGGUUGCUUGUCAACCAGCAAUGGAAUGCUUGCCACUUGUUAUGGAGCCAGAAUCUGGGUUCUACGCAGAUCCAGUUAUCGUUUUAGAUUUUCAGUCUCUAUAUCCAUCAAUGGUCAUUGCCUACAAUCUCUGCUUCUGUACAUGCCUCGGAAAGGUUUCACCAUCGAAGCCAAAUACGCUUGGUGUUACUUCAUACACGCCAGACCCAAAAGUACUACGCGGAUUGAAGCAUGACGUUCUACUUACUCCAAAUGGUGUAAUGUAUGUGCCUUCAAAGGUCCGGAAAGGUGUACUACCUCGAUUACUUGAUGAGAUAUUGUCAACACGAAUUAUGGUUAAGCAGGCAAUGAAGAAGUUGUCCCCUUCAGAUAAAGUACUUCAUCGGAUUUAUAAUGCAAGACAGCUUGCAUUGAAGCUAAUAGCAAAUGUGACAUAUGGAUAUACAGCUGCUGGUUUUAGUGGUCGCAUGCCUUGCGCUGAACUUGCAGACAGUAUUGUUCAGUGUGGGCGUAGAACACUUGAGAACGCUAUUUUACAUGUGAACACACAUGAUAAGUGGAAGGCUAAAGUUAUAUAUGGUGAUACUGAUAGCAUGUUUGUACUCGUACCAGGACGUUCUGUGAGUGAAGCGUUACAAAUCGGAAACGAAAUAGCAUCGGCUGUAACCAAGAUGAACCCUAGUCCAGUUGUACUGAAAAUGGAGAAGGUGUACCAUCCUUGCUUCCUUCUUACAAAGAAGAGAUAUGUUGGUUAUAGUUAUGAGAAGCCUGACCAACUCAAACCCGUCUUUGAUGCUAAAGGUAUUGAGACCAUACGCAGAGAUACAUGUGCAGCUGUUUCCAAGACAAUGGAGCGUUCCUUGCGAAACUAUUUUGAAAAUCAGGAGAUUAGUAAGGUGAAAUCAUACUUGGUACGUCAAUGGUCACGUAUUUUAUCCGGCAGAGUUUCAAUUCAAGAUUUUAUUUUUGCAAAGGAAGUUCGCCUAGGUACAUACAGUUCACGUGUUUCUUCCUUACCACCAUCAGCAAUAGUAGCUAUCAAAGCUAUAAAAGCCGACCCUCGGGCUGAACCACGGUAUGCAGAACGAAUACCUUACGUGGUGAUUCACGCCGAACCCGGGGCACGCCUAGUUGACAUGGUUGUCAAUCCGAUGGAACUCUUGGCAAUCGAUUCACCGUACAGAUUAAACGACAUGUACUAUAUCAACAAACAGAUAAUUCCAGCAUUGCAGAGGGUGUUUGGGCUUGUUGGUGUUGACAUAAGGCAAUGGUUUCUGGACAUGCCACGGCCCGUUAGAGAAUCUGUUGGGAAAAACCAGUCUUAUGGCCCGAAUUCUAACCGGACCCGGAUCGAUUACUAUUAUCUUUCUAAACACUGCAUCAUGUGUGGGGAGAAGGUCCAGGCAUCUGCAGCACCUUUAUGUGGUAAAUGUUCAAAAAAUGGAGCAGCUGUCGCGGUUGCAGUAACCGCAAGAACCGGCAAGAUGGAAAGAGAGAUUCAACACCUUGCUGCCAUAUGCCGGCACUGUGGAGGCGGCGACUGGGUUAUAGAAAGUGGCAUAAAAUGCACAUCGCUUGCGUGUUCCGUCUUCUAUGAAAGGCAAAAGGUUCGGAAAGAGUUGCGGUUUUUCUCAAACUUUGCCACGGAGUCGGGUUUGUAUCCUAAGUGUAUGGCAGAGUGGUUCUAGACUAUUAUAUUAAAGCAUGUUGUAUAGGGGCACCUUUGAGAACCGCAUAAUGUAUUUGUACAUAGCGUAAAGGAGAUAACUAGAAGUAGUGGGAUAGAUAAACAUAGGGGGUUAAAGUUAAAUAACAAUAUUGUGUAUCACAUUCAAAGCAAUAGGUACAAGUACAUUAUGUGGUUCUUUUGUUUUUAAAAUAUAAUUGGUUCUAAAACGAA
This is a messenger RNA of Helianthus annuus (common sunflower), 5481 nucleotides long. RefSeq names its product DNA polymerase zeta catalytic subunit. Gene Ontology annotation, cellular component: zeta DNA polymerase complex; nucleus. NCBI's taxonomy places the organism in Eukaryota, Viridiplantae, Streptophyta, Magnoliopsida, Asterales, Asteraceae. Gene Ontology annotation, biological process: double-strand break repair via homologous recombination; error-prone translesion synthesis. Bases 251 to 5269 code for a protein of 1672 amino acids. The record is from RefSeq and is a predicted model, not a curated record. The transcript is spliced from 22 exons. Gene Ontology annotation, molecular function: nucleotide binding; DNA binding; DNA-directed DNA polymerase activity.